AUGCCUGAGUUUAUGGUGUUCAAUUCGACAGAGUAUAUCCUGAGUAAUGUAGAUGAGUUCAGACUUUACUAUGGAGUGUCUAUGUUCAUAACAUGUUGUUUAUCGUCUUUGUUACACUUGUUCGUUGUUAUGGUAUGUUGGAAUCAAUAUUUUACGAUUUUUGUAUACAUUUAGUUUUUAUAGUAUUAUUGAGUAAUACGGCUAUUGUAUUCAGUAGUAUAUGUUACUGUGUGAUAAGUCGACGUCUACUAUAAUAUAAAAUUAUGUUUAGAUCAUAUUCAGACUAAGGCUUCAUGGUAAAAGCGCAGUAUUCAGAUUGAUGUUUGUGAUAGAAUUGGAUGCCUUCUUCCAGAUAUUACUGUUUGUUACCUUCAGUGGUAUCUCAGUAUUUAACUUGGCUGUUCCCUAUGUCAUUCGCAAGGUAUGUUCUCUAUGUCAUUCGUAAUAAAAAAAAGUAACUGAAAGAAAGUUUUGAUAUACAAAUGUAAAUGUAAAUAAUUAAUAACCAUGUUGUAGGUGUUGUCAUUCAUAAUGACCAACUUGUUAUUGACUAUGUCAUGCCUCCAAGUAUGUCUGACAUACGAAAGGAUAUUCGCGAUAAAAGAUGCCUACAGAAGAGUAAAGAUAUCGAUUGUAAGGAUCAAUGUAAUGAUAUUACUGUCAUGUGUGGUGUCUUCUACUAUGCAAUCUAUGUACUUUACAACUUACAAUGACUAUGUUUGGUAUACGGACUUACUACAGUUUAAAAAGACAUGUUGCGACAACGAAUUGAGUCUGAUGACAGAGAACAUACGAAAGGUUGGGUCGGUGUUGGAGUUUGGAGGAAAUAUUAUUCUGGUUUCUUUGAUUUUACAUCAUGUAAGUUUACUUUAAAUUAUUGUUUUAUACGAUAGUAAAUUUAGUAAUAUACUUUGCAGUAACAUAUUUAAAAUAAGAGGUGAUAAGGCAGACUAAGACCAAUGUAAAAUGCAGUAUUUGAUUUAAAAUUAAGAUUAUUACGGUGUAAUGUUGGUUUUAGUAUUAGCAGACUGUAGAAGAACAAAUUAUUAUAAAAAAUACGGUUUAACAUAUCAUACAUACAAAUAUGCCUACAUAACAUCAUACAUACGAGUAUGUAUGUCUUUGCAGUAAAAGUUCUAUAAAUAUAUCAUGUAGAAACAAAAACAAGGCUACAGUAAGCUUUCAGAAGAAACGGUAUCAGAUAAGUUCACUGCCUCGAGAGUUUGAAGUUAGGCUUAUACUACAGAACUUUACUCUGUCAGCUUUACUAUUGUUUCCGACUAACUAUGUUACUCUUACUCUGACUGGUAUUCCGUUUAUAGUACACUUUGUACAGUUUGCGUGGAUUGUCGUUUUGACAGCUCAACCUGUGAUAUUCAUGUUGUCUGAUAAGUAAGUCGUUUCAUCUUGUCGUCGCGAGCGGUCGGGUGUGGAGGAGUUUUACCUAAUUUCUUCUAAUACGGGAGGAUGUCUGGACGGUGCAUGAGGUUAAACUUUUGUAUGAUAUUGAUAAUUUUAGUCUUAAAAUUGUAUUUUCAGUAGAAUCUUCAGAUUUUGUGUGGAAACUUUCGUGCCAGGAGCUGUUAAUGUGAUUCGAUUGAACAGAACUGACACUGCUUCUGUUAUAAUACGAUUUUGA
Bursaphelenchus okinawaensis is the source of this 1639-nucleotide messenger RNA. The record is from the annotation of a GenBank genome assembly. NCBI's taxonomy places the organism in Eukaryota, Metazoa, Nematoda, Chromadorea, Rhabditida, Aphelenchoididae.